Molecule: messenger RNA, 288 nt
Organism: Tuber aestivum (summer truffle)
Lineage: Eukaryota; Fungi; Ascomycota; Pezizomycetes; Pezizales; Tuberaceae
Source: the annotation of a GenBank genome assembly
AUGUUUCUCAAUGCCAAAAUUGAUGUAGGCACAAUUGAUGAACGAACAUUAGCGCUCGCGGCCGAGGAUGGGCACGUGGGGAUUUUCAAGUUCCCACCGGACAAAGGAAUAGAUACAUAUACCAGAAGGGCGGUGAGGCUUUAGUUAAGGCAGCAGGGAAGGGCCAUGUGGACAUUGUGGAAAUGCCGCUUGAUGGAGGAACAGAUGCGCGCCCUAAAGGUGGGGGUUGGCAUUGAUCAGGACAGCAGCAGGCAGCAGGCAGCAGGUGGCAACCCGACCAAAUCGUGA